GUCUGACGCCAGGUCUGACGCUACACGUGGUUUUGUGGCGCGAUUGCUGCGCGUUCUUUUGUGUGCUAGAGAGCAAGCUAGAUAGAGUGUCUGUCGUAAUAAUUUUAGUUACACAUGGAUGCCUUUUUAUGUAAAUCCUAUUACUUGUACUCUAGGUAGCUAAGCAUUUAAAUGUCACAUCAACUCCCGCUCUUGUAAGAAUGACAUCAAGUGGCGCGCUGUCUAUGGAGGUGCUCCCCACCGAGGUGCUGGAGCGCAUCUUUGCUGAAGUUGAAUUAGAAAACGUUCCUGCACUCUCAAGAGCUUGCAAACGAUUUGAGGCUAUCUUUGGAUCGUGUGAUAUAAUAUGGCGAAGACUCUUUCAACUGAGGUUUGUGCGCAUGUGUCAGUCGUCAGAAAAGGAGGAACUGGAGUUGCUUUUGGCAUCCCAGGGCCACAGCUGGUACGGGCUCGCCCAGCACCGACUGCAGAUUGGCAGAAUGCUGCGCGAGCGUCUCGACUACCUGGCCGACCGGUACAACGGACUGGGUGAGGCGCUGCCAGACCCCGUGAUGGAGGACUUCCGAGCGAUGGUCCGCCACCACGGCUCACUGAUCAUGAGGGACGCGUUGCUGGAUGAGGUCGUCCCCAGGCAGCAGCGAAGGGGCGCGCUGGCCCGCCGGUACUACGCCACCAUGGUUUACCGCGAGAUAGAGCGCGACCUGGUGCUGCUGCCGAUGAUGCGCUCGUUCACGCGUCUGCCGGAGCAGUCGCGCACAGUGACGGCCACCUUCCACCUGCUGAGCUACUGGCUGCGGCCCGAGCUCGACCCGGGACCCACGCCCGACAUCGAGGGGUGUCACCGCCAGGUGGCGCGGCGGGUGCUGCGGCUGGUGCGUCAGCGCCACCCGCGCCACCCGCUGUCCGGCUGGGCCGACUGUAAGCUGACGCCGGACGGUCCCGGCGGCUGGACGCUGACCGAGGGCCGCCAGCUGCUCGACUGCAUCAACCUGAUCGUCUUCGGGCAGAUGGAGCUGACGCUGCUGAAGGGCCGGCUCGGCGGCGAGCUGAGCCGCAUCUGCGACCGGAACUGCAGCGUCUAUGAGGAGGACGAUUUUGGCGAGCUCUCCGGCCAAAGGCUCCAGCGCGCCGGGCCAACGCGGCAGAGACCGCCCGAAGGCGAAAAGAAACUCAGUGCCUACAAGAAGUACAUGAAUAAGCUCCAGAACUCGCACUACAGGCACACCGAGCCGCGACUGAUGCCCCCCGAACGGAGAAAGGUGUUCUCGGCGUACUCGUCGUACCUGGCCGGCGGCGGCCACUUCCUGGGUGUGGUGUCGGCCGUGUACGCGUCCGUGGCCGGUCUGCUGGGCCUCGAGCUGCACUUCAUCCUCUGUCCCGACACGUGGCUCCUCUGCUGGCCCAUCGGCACCGAGGACCGCCACAUCUACGUGGACAUGAACCAGAGCGGCGCGCAGCUGACGCGCAGGGAGGCGUGCCUGCAACUGAUGUUCCAGUCGCCCGACCACGCGCCAGAGGCCCUGCUGGAGCCCGUGCCCAAACACAAGCUGCUGUGGCGGCUGGUGUCGGGCAUGUUCUGUCCCAAGGAUCACGCGCUGGCGGUCGCCGACCAGGUGUCCAUGCGACUGCUGCACUACUGGCUCUUCGACAACUGCGAGAUCCACGAGAUCUCCAUGUGCUCCAUGGUGAUGGUGCUGGAGAGGAGCCGGCCCAUGUACCUGCACAGACUCUCCCAGGCCCGUCUGGAGGCGUCUCACCUGGUGGAGAAUCCAGUCGCCGAGCGCACGGCGCUGCCCGCCUACCUGGACCGGCUGCGAGCCGACCACCUGCGACUCGUGAAGUCGGUCAACCUGCAGCGCUCCAGAGACGAGCAGAUGAUGGAGGCGAAGCAGUGGCCGCCGCCCGAGGGCUUCUGCCGGUUCCAGGUGGGCGACAUGGUGCAGCUGGGAGACCACCCGCACCGGCGCGCCGUCGUCUACAGCGUGGUGCUCCGACUGCACCUCGUCGCCGGAAACCCGUGUCAGCUGUGCGUGGUCGGCCGGCUGAACCCGCCGCCGCACCAUCUCCGGGUGGGCCGCUACCGACUGCUGCUGGACGGAAACGAAAAGAUGGACGUCGAGGAGGACUCCAUCUGCGCCAGUCCGUGGGCGGCUCCCAUUGAGAACUGCGAGCUCGGGCGCUACUUCACGGGGUUCGAUGGGCGCCGGUACGUGCCGCUGCCGUCGCUGGCUCGGCGCGCCCGGGAGCGGCCGGACGCCGGCCCGGUGGAGGAGCACCGGCCCUGGCCCCGGCCGCUGCGGCCGCCGCCCGUCUCCUGGCGGGUCGCCUGGCCGCGCCGGCUGCCCUACGACGUCGAGUUCCAGCCGGGCGAUGAGGACGCCGUGGCGGCGCCGCAGGAGAUAGAGCUCGGCGGACUGGUGCUGCACUAGCCGGGCGGCCUGCGCUCCACACUAGUGAGGCCCGGUGCUCCACUGGCAUGUGCUCCACUAGAGAUGCUGAUGCGGUCUGGUACUCCACCAAGCGUGUCGAGCCCGACCACAUGCUUUUGAAGAGGAGCGCAAAUAUGGUCGUACCCGAGUGCCUUAUGAUCCACUGAAGUGCCCAGAUCCGGCUGUUGUUGAAGAGAGAAGAGUGGUGCGGAUGCGAUCGUACCGCGCUGCCCUACACCUCGGCGGCUGGCUGGGAUGCAGCUGUACCGGGUGGAAGGAGAGGCGGAUUGGGACGUUCAGCUCCUGGCGGCGUCUGAGUGUGGGGUGGUAAUUUCAGCUCCUCCUUCUGGUGGUGGUCUCUAUCCUUCGGCGGCGGGCUUUUCUCUGUGUGUGCUAGUCUCUAGGAGUGGGACGGCCGAGGACCCCUACCUCCGGGCUCCGACUGACCUCAACUCAAGCAGGGUAAGAUCAAAGGGCGCCCGUGUGCAGGUUUAGGUGUGGUGUUUCCCGCGGCCGGCGUCUUUCAGCGAGUUUUUGUGUGGGCGAUCACGCUGUCAGCCGCUGCAACAUUCUUUCAAUCAGUUACCGGUAGGUAUCCAUACGGGUGGAGUAGUUCAUAUAAUCAGGGUUUGAUAUUUUGUUUACCAUCUCAGGGUUGCGUCUCGUUUAGCUCAGCGGCAGUGCGAUGGAGUAGGUAGAAACGAAUGGUCAUGGAGCUUUUCAGGGAGUACAAAGGUGGUUAUCGUGUCGAGCCUUAGGUCCCCUGCCUGCAGGGAACUACCGAGGUGUAACCGUGCGUAUCUGCUCAGGACCAACCAUGGAUGGGCCAAUGUACUGCAGCUUUGUAUUGGUUAUACUGCUCUUGCAUUAUUAAGUGGACUUUCUUAUUUUAGCGCGUAUUUGUCUCAUUUUUAUGUCGCAUUUACAGCCGUGUGUCUCGAUCUCGAUGGGUUCCAGAAUUGUAGGAGAUUAGAAUCAGUGCCAUUCCGCCAUCCCGGCCUGUGCCGUGGUUCCUGGAUUGUCUUUCUUGGGUGACUGUUUAUCACCAAAUUUACAAUCUGAUCUCGUUACGAUCUCGGGCAUCGCCAUUUACAUGUAGUAGCAAACAUAUCUUAGCUCAGGUAUAGCUCAAGUUUUAGCCCGCCUUGUAACUCAGGUUUUAGCUCUCUAGUAAUGUUGGAACGUACAGCUUUGAACCCCGUAUCCGCCGUUUUGUAGCUGCGUGGAUGAUGCCUGAAAUAUGUGGCGUGCCUGUAGCUGUGUACCAGAUGUGAGCCGCCCGGCGUACCGGCGAAGUGUUACCGUCUUUCACAGGGUUUUACGGCUCCGCCGAGGUCUUUCACUACUCGGCGUGGGUCACCAGCCGAGGUCUUUCAGGGCGGAGGCCGUCCGCCGCCGCCGGUGCCGUCCGUGUACUGUGUGACGCUGUGGUGCUCCAAUACAUGGUCUUCCAUA
Amphibalanus amphitrite is the source of this 3884-nucleotide messenger RNA. RefSeq lists its product as uncharacterized. The record is from RefSeq and is a predicted model, not a curated record. Gene Ontology annotation, molecular function: protein binding. The transcript has 13 exons. The coding region runs from base 201 to 2429 and encodes 742 amino acids. NCBI's taxonomy places the organism in Eukaryota, Metazoa, Arthropoda, Thecostraca, Balanomorpha, Balanidae.